Molecule: messenger RNA, 231 nt
Organism: Guillardia theta CCMP2712
Lineage: Eukaryota; Cryptophyceae; Pyrenomonadales; Geminigeraceae
Exons: 1
Coding region: 1-231 (76 amino acids)
Source: RefSeq, a predicted model, not a curated record
AUGCAGCAGCAGGACUUAUCGCGAAGGUACGGCAAGAGCCGUGCGGCGAUCAGCAAGGUGCUGAGGCCGGAGUACGCGAGGGGGGUCAUGACGACGGGUCAAGGGCUCAUGGUCAGGAACCGCAACGAGGUCCUCGAGAGCAUCGCGGAGGAGGAGCGUCUGAAGGAGGAGCCCAUGCAGUCUACCUGGACGGAGAUGAUGCGGCGAGGGCCAGGGGAGGGAGGGCGGUAG